This is a messenger RNA of Arthroderma uncinatum, 1911 nucleotides long. RefSeq lists its product as uncharacterized. Lineage: Eukaryota; Fungi; Ascomycota; Eurotiomycetes; Onygenales; Arthrodermataceae. The transcript is spliced from 3 exons. Gene Ontology annotation, biological process: regulation of DNA-templated transcription. Gene Ontology annotation, molecular function: DNA binding. The coding region runs from base 1 to 1911 and encodes 636 amino acids. The record is from RefSeq and is a predicted model, not a curated record.
AUGGACGUCAUCGAACAUGACACACCGAGCAAUCGGCGCGGUGUCUUCGCGCAAAGCUCUCAACGUUUACCCCUCCCUCCAAACAUCGACCCUAUAAUGACACUCGCCCUCCCAGACCAAGUACCGAAUAUCUACAGAUUUUGCUGGAUGGGCGUUCGAUCCGACAUUGAUAAAGAAGUCGAUUUUGCCCUUCACCAUCUCAUUGUCAUAUCAGAUGAACGAGGAGACAAGCUCAAAUUCAGUGAUUUUAAUAUGCUAGCCGAAUCUCUCAUUAAGCAAGUUUUAAAGGUUUCUCUACUCGUCUACGGAAAGGAAUGGGUCAUCGAGCUUGAUCACCCAAAUGAUCUCCCAGUCUCAAAAGCCAAUGUUAUCUUCGCCUUGACAGGCACUCCCAAUCUUCUACAGCGUAUUGUAGCCAUGCCAGUUAUCCUGGACGACACAGACGUUGAAGAUGAAUCGUUUCGCGUCAAACUUCAACGCGUCAACCAGGCUGCCCUGAUCAUCCGAAACAUGUGUUUACUUGAGGAAAACGCUCGCUGGUUCACCGAAGAGCCUAUUCUGAGAGACUGCGCUACCAUCAUUCUCAACCUUCCUCGCCAGGAUCGAUUCAUAGAGCUGAAGAACUACUUUUUAGAAAUCGUGGAGCAAACUUGCCCCUUCUGGGACCUAUGGGACGAGGACCCUCUUUACCAAUCACUUAUCAGAUUAAUGGAUAGUGAAGACCGCUUUCAACUUAUGACCUCGAUGAAAUGUCUUUGUCUAUUCGCCAUUGAACGUAUCGAAUCGAAGAUUAUCGAUAGAAUUCCCAGCCGGAUUAUCGAGCAGGUCAUCCGUCUCACUCUUCUCAAACAAGACCCAGAACUCCUUUCCGUCGCGCUCGACUUCUUGUACCAAUUUUCACGGUACCGUCUCAACGUCCAACAGCUUGUUACAGAUUUCAACCUUCCAGUGGACCUUAUACCCCAUCUCGUCCACCUUUUAGACUAUGGUAGUGUGGUCCGUAACAAGGAAAUCAUCGACCAGGUCGAACGCAAAGCGCCUCCUCCAAACCAAGUCCCAACUCCACAUCAGGAUCUCUACCGUGAACUUGUCAAGCAUCCAGAACCCGAACGGUGCGCCCUGUGGCUUAAAUGCUGCUUCGUUGAAGACCCAGACUGCGAAAUCACCCAACUUGCAAUCUGGCAGGCCUACCAAGCCUGCUUCACUCAAAAUCGCAUUCCUGGCGUUCAGGCAGCCGAUACACUUCAAGCCACCGAAUUUAUUAGCACAGUAAGUAACACUUUCUCCUCUGCGCAGGCCAAAGUCGUCGAAGGUCCAUCUGCUCGAUUUAUCAUCCGCGGCAUCCGUCCUCUUGAAACCACCUACAACCUUGAUGGCUACCCAAGCCUUCACUGCCUAUGGGGAAAACAGGGAGAUGUUCGCUGCGACCACGUCUUCCUAGACCCUGCCAUACUACGAAACCAUGUAUUCCAGGAACAUCUCCAACUCAGCCCCUUGGCAUCAGGUAGAUGGGAUCUCCAGGCGCAACCUACAAACCCUCGGGUGUGCCAUUGGGAUUACUGCUCGGAAUACCUCACUCCGACCCCGAACAUUGCACAAAUAGCAGGCCAUGUUUCUUCCCACCUGCCACCGCUACGAGACAUGAGCAAGCCACCACCCAUUCCUUCCCGGCCGAUCCUCCAGCCUAAAUGUGCCAGACUUUUCAAACUUUAUCCCACUCCUGUCGAUGAGCAUGGUGAGCCUUACGGAAUUGCAUACAAGGCGCUAUUAGUGAUGAGUGGUGUUUGGUUCGCAAAGAUCACGAUUGAUCGAAACGGCAACGGAAAAUCCAAGCCUCACGAGGGAGAUAUUUGGAUUUUUGAACGAACUCGAUUCCUCUUCUUAGACCCGCUCGCCUCGACGUCCCAAUAA